Syzygium oleosum is the source of this 8444-nucleotide messenger RNA. RefSeq lists its product as uncharacterized. Gene Ontology annotation, biological process: IRE1-mediated unfolded protein response; protein phosphorylation; mRNA processing. Gene Ontology annotation, molecular function: protein serine/threonine kinase activity; RNA endonuclease activity; ATP binding. Bases 795 to 8177 code for a protein of 2460 amino acids. The record is from RefSeq and is a predicted model, not a curated record. NCBI's taxonomy places the organism in Eukaryota, Viridiplantae, Streptophyta, Magnoliopsida, Myrtales, Myrtaceae. The transcript has 11 exons. Gene Ontology annotation, cellular component: IRE1-TRAF2-ASK1 complex.
CAUCGCAGGAAGGUUGGAAUGUUCCUUCCUUUGGCUGCUGCUAAGCCUUUUGGGCUCCUCCUCAGUCUCGCUCCUGGUUUCAUCAGACAGUCUUGUAGUUUGGAGCUGAUGGGAGUGUUACGGACGACAUUGUUUGAUCCUCGCCGGCUGUCCUUUGGGCUGAGCAUCGCCGGCGUAGGUUUCGGAGCAGAUGGGAGAGAGUGUUCAUGCGCUUGCCCGUUGGGAUUCUCCAAGUCUCUUCAACUCGAUCAUUGAAGAUGAAAGUCAUGGCAAGGACAAGGAUGUCUCACCAAAGAACGAUGGAAGGCGUGGUAGCAGGAGGAGUGGUGAUGAGGGUGAUUCUAAUUUGAAAACACUUACCUAGUGGGAGAAAAGAUGCGAGUCCGGAAAGAGCGACGGUAAGUCUUGACAGAACGGAGGAGCACGUCUGUUCGGAGGAUGGAGGCUUGGUAAUCGUGGGAGCUACGACGAGGGUGAUCGUAAUUUGAAGAUGCCUUCCGAGAUGAAAGAAAGCACACGAGUCAAUAUCGAGGGAUGGAAUUCUUGACAAAAAGGACAAGCAUCGUCUCUUUAGAGAUCAAAGGCAAGCUUGGUAGUAGUAGGAUCAAUGGGUCUUUGGGACAGGAAUGAGGAUUCUGCGCUGGUGGCUGCCUUAGAUGGGACUGGAUAUUUGGUGGGCAGUGAUCUCAGGAGGGUCAUCUAGUCAUUCGCAUCUGGACCUCCUAUUUAUUCUUCACUUCAGGCCAAGCAAAAUCCUUGUGGACCUACCGGUGGCUUCUUCAUAGACUGUGGUGAUGAUGAUUGGGAGUUCUAAGAACACCAUGAGCACUUUGGGCAAAAUGAAAUUAGGAGCUAAUGUCGAUGAUAUAAUCGAAAGCACACCACUGAUGUCGGAGGAUGGAUCGGUUAGACUUGGAUCUCAGAGAAGCACUGUGUUUGAAAUUGAUACUCUGACUGGAAGACUAGUACGUGUUUAUGGUUCAUCAGAUUUUCCAUCUACCUCUCGAAAUGACAUGGAAGAGAGUCGAGACAAUGUUUUAUUCGUUAAUGAUGUGAAGGAUUUGGCAAAGUUGAACUUUAAAAAUGAGCAGCCACAUCUGAAGAUCAUACGGACAGACUACUCAUUACAAUCAUUCGCUCCAAACUCCGAUAAGGUUUCGCGGAGCUUGUCCCCAGCUGAGAUAGAGGCUUCCUUACUUGGUAAAGAAGACAACGGUCAUCCUAGUAAUGUAUCUCCUGUUGAUUCAAGAUAUCGACUUGGUUGGGAAUGUGGGGACCCCUUUACAAUGCGACUCUCUUUCUCUUGUCCACCUAUUGUCGUUCAUGUUCGAACUUGUCAGAUGUACAAUUCAUUUUCUAGACCUUCUCAGUCUGAGAUUGGUCAAUCCUUGAGUUUUGAGCCCAACAAUGUGAGACUUCCUUCUUCAGAUCUCACGCUUCAUCAGCAACUGAAGAUGAAUAUUAUGUUAAGGUUGCAAAACGAGGAUGCUUUUGAUGUGAUACUGUCACUGCCUGCUCCAGAGAUCCAUAAUUCAGGAGUUGUCUGUUGGUUGGACCAUACAGCCUUCUCAGGCGAUACUUCGUAUAUCUUUUUUGAGCUGUCAGAAGCUUCAUCUAUCAUAUUGAUGAUCCUCUUGAUCAUUGGCUGGUUUGUCUGCUAUUCCGUUCAGGUCCCAAAUGAACAACUGAAGCUGUUGGGAGAUUCUAAUUUGGAAAAACCUUCAAAGAGAAAGAGAAGGCGUAAAUCUAGAAAGGGUAAUGGAAGUCUUGACAGCAAGGAGAAGCAUGCUUCAUCAGGGAACAAAGGCAAGCAUGGUAAUAUUAGGAGCGACAAUGAGGCUGAUCAUAAUUUGGCAAAGCCUUUCCAGAUGAAAGAAACACAUGCGUCAAGAAACAGUUGUGGACGUCUUGUUCAUCAGCAACUGAAGAGGUUGCAAAACGAGGAUGCUUUUGAUGUGAUACUGUCACUGCCUGCUGCAGAGAUCCAUAAUUUAGGUGUUGUCUGUUGGGUUUACCGUACAGACUUCUCUGGCGAUAUUUCAGAUAUCUUUUUUGAGCAGUCAGAAGCUUCAUCUAUCAUAUUGAUGAUCUUUUUGAUCAUCGGCUGGUUUGUCUGCUUUUCUGUUCAAGUGCCGAAUGAACAACCAAAGCUGUUGGGGGAUUCUAAUUUGAAAAAACCUUCCAAGAAGAAGAGAAGGCGUAAAUCUAAAAAGAGUUACGCAAGUCUUGGCAGCAAGGACAAGCAUGCUUCGUCAGGGAACGAAGGCAAGCUCGGUAAUAUUAGGGGUGCCAACGAGUCCAAUCGUAAUUUGGCAACCCCUUCCAAGAUGAAGGAAACACACGAGUCAAAAAACAGUGGUGGUCUUGUUCAUCAGCGAUUGAAGAUGGAUAGUAGGUUAAGAUUGCAAAACGAGGAUGCUUUUGAUAUGAUAUUGUCAUUGCCUGUUUCAGAGAUCCAUAAUUCAGGAGUUGUCUGUUGCGUUGACCAUACAGGCUUCUCUGGCGAUAUUUCACAUAUCUUUUUUGAACGUUCAGAAGUUUCAUCUAUCAUAUUGAUGAUCUUUUUGAUCAUCGGCUGGUUUGUCCGCUUUUCUGUUCAAGUGCCAAAUGAACAACCGAAGCUGUUGGAGAAUUCUAAUUUGAAAAAAUCUUCCAAGAGGAAGAGAAGGCGUAAAUCUAAAAAGAUUAAUGCAAGUCUUGGCAGCGAGGAGAAGCAUGCUUCGUCAGGGAACGAAGGCAAGCACGGUAAUAUUAGGAGUGCCAAUGAGUCCAAUCGUAAUUUGGCAACCCCUUCCAAGAUGAAGGAAACCCAAGAGUCAAAAAGCAGUGGAGGAGGUCUUGUUCAUCAGCAACUGAAGAUGGAUAAUAUUCUAAGGUUGCAAAACGAGGAUGCUUUUGAUGUGAUACUGUCACUACCUGCUCCAGAGAUCCAUAAUUUAGGAUUUUUUUGUUGCGUCCACACAGCCUUCUCCGGCAAUAUUUCGUGUAUCUUUUAUGAACGGUCAGAAGCUUCGUCUAUCAAAUUGAUGAUCAUCGGCCAGUUUGUCUGCUAUUCCGUUCAAAUGCCAAAUGAACAAUUAAAGCUGUUGGGGGUUUCUACUUUGAAAAAACCUUCCAAGAGGAAGAGAAGGCGCAAAUCUGGAAAGAGUAACGUGAGUCUCAACAGCGAGGACAAGCACGUUUCAUCAGGGAACGAAGGCAAGCAUGGUUAUAUUAGGAGCAACAAUGAGGCCGGUUGUAAUUUGGCAACGGCUUCCAAGAUGAUGGAAACACAUGAGUCAAGAAACAGUGGUGGAGAUCUUGACAGAAAGGAUGAGAAUGUUUCUACAGACAACGAAGGCGGGCUUAGUGAUGAUGAAGUUGAUCCUAAUUUGAAGACGCUUUCCAAGAAGAAGAAACAAAGGAAGUCUAGAAAGAAAAAUAAAAAAAAAGACAAGCUUGUCUCUUUAGAGAAUGAUGACAAGUUUGGUAAUAGUAGGAGCAAUGAUGAGGGUGAUUCUACUUUGGAAAGGCCUUCGAAGACGAAGAAAGCAUACAAGUCAAGAGAGAGCGAUGGAAAUCUUGACAAAAAGGACGAGCAUGUCUCUUUGGAGAAGGAAGGCAAGAUUGGUAAAAAUAGGAGCAAUGAUGAGGAUGAUUGUAGUUUGAAAAUGCCUAGCAAAAUGAAGAAAACAAACAAGUCUGGAGAGAACGAUGGAGGCCUCGACAAAAAGGAAGAGCCUCCCUGUUUAGAGAAUGAAGGCAGGCUUGUUAGCAGUAUGAGCAAUGAGGGUUAUUCGAAUAUGAAGACACUUUCCAAGAAGGAUGAAAGUCGUGACAACAAGGAUGAGCAUGUGUCUUCAGAGAACGAUGGCAGGCUUGGCAAUAUGAGUGAUGAUGAAAGUGAUACUAAUUUGAAAAUGCCUUCCAAGAUGAAAAACUUGCACACGUCAAUGGAGAGUGAUGGAAGUCUUGAUAAAAAGGACGAGCAUUCCUCUUUGGAGAACGAAGGCAAACUUGGUUAUAAUCGGAGCAAUGACGUGGCUGAUUGUAAUUUGAAAAUGCCUUGCAAGAUAAUGAAAGCACACUUGUCUGGACAGAAUGAUGGAGAUCUUGACAAAGAGGACAAGCAUGUCUCUUUAGAGAAUGAAGGCAGGCUUGGUGAUAGUAGGAGCAAUGGGGGUGAUUUAAAUUUGAAAAAGCUUUCCAAGAGGAAGAAAGGAAGCGUGUCCAGAAAGAAAAAUAGGAGUCUUGACAACAGGGACGAUCAUGUCUCUUCAGAGAAUAAUGGCAGGCUUGGUAAUACCAGGAGCGAAGAUGAGGGUGAUCCUAAUUUGAAGAUGCCUGCCAAGAUGAGGAAAGCACACAAGUCACUAGAGAGUGACGGAUGUCUUGACAAAAAAGACGAGCAUGUCUCUUUUGAGAUUGAAGGCAAGCUUGGUAGUAGUAGGAUCAAUGAUGAGGGUCAUUCUAAAAUGAAAAUGACUCGCUGGAUAACGAAAACACUCAAGUCUGGGUGUCAAAAGGACGGGCAUGCCUCUUCAGAGAACAAAGACCGGCUUGGUAACAGUAGGAGUGGUGAUGAGGGUGUCUCUUCAGAGAAUAAUGGCAGGCUUGGUAAUACCGAGAGCGAAGAUGAGGGUGAUCCUAAUUUGAAGAUGCCUGUCAAGAUGAGGAAAACACACAAGUCACUGGAGAGUGACGGAUGUCUUGACAAAAAAGACGACCAUGUCUCUUCAGAGAUUGAAGGCAAGCUUGGUAGUAGUAGGAUCAAUGAUGAGGGUCAUUCCAAAAUGAAAAUGACUUGCUGGAUAAAGAAAACACUCAAGUCUGGGUGUCAAAAGGACGGGCAUGUCUCUGCAGAGAACGAAGACCGGCUUGGUAACAGUAGGAGUGGUGAUGAGGGUGUCUCUUCAGAGAAUAAUGCCAGGCUUGGUAAUACCGAGAGUGAAGAUGAGGGUGAUCCUAAUUUGAAGAUGCCUGCCAAGAUGAGGAAAACACAAAAAUCACUCGAGAGUGACGGAUGUCUUGACAAAAAGGACAAGCAUGUCUCUUCGGAGAUUGAAGGCAAGCUUGGUAGUAGUAGGAUCAAUGAUGAGGGUCAUUCUAAAAUGAAAAUGAUCUGCUGGAUAAAGAAAACACUCAAGUUUGGGUGUCAAAAGGACGGGCAUGUCUCUUCAGAGAACGAAGACCAGCUAGGUAACAGUAGGAGUGGUGAUUCUAAUUUGAAAACACUUUCCAAGAGUUACAGAAGUCUUGACAGAAAGGUGGAGCAUGUCUCUCUAGAGAAUGAAGGCAGGCUUGGUGAAAGUAGGGGCAAUGAUGACACGUGGAUGAACCUAAAGAAACUUGUUAAUGGUGGCACUUCUGGGGGUUGGAUUGGUAAACUCUUUGUAUCAAAUACAGAAAUCUCUAAAGGAAGUAACUGCACCAUCCUCCUUGAGGGCUUCUAUGAAGGUCGAUCUGUCAUACUGAAGUGCCUUGUUUGGGGUCAUGACUAUGUUGGUUCACUACAAAUACAGGCUCUGACAGCAUCUGACCGAGACUCAAUUAUCACUUGGUUAUUUGGAGCAGAGUAUGAUCAGGAUUUCGUGUAUCUUGCUCUGGAGUUAUGUGCUAGCAGCUUAGAUGACUUAAUAAGAGCACAUUCAAAUUCUUCAGAGAUAUCUGUCUUCCCUGAUGACCCAGCAUCAAAUGCUAUCAUCAAGUACAAAAUGCGAUUGGAUUUGGUUAAGGGGAUGAUGCAGGAUGUGAACUUGUGGAGGGAAGAUGGCCAUCCCUCACCUCUGUUGCUCAAACUGAUGAGGGAUGUGGUCUCAGGGCUUGUCCAUUUGAAUUGCUUAGGAAUAAUUCAUCAAGUGUUAAAGCUUCAAAAUGUCUUGAUUACUAAGGAAUUAUGUGCCAAGUUAUCUGAUACGGGCAGUAGUAAACUCCUCCUCAGGGGUACGUUUUCCUCAGGAUAUCAUGGUGCUGAUUGUGGCAGCUUGGGAUUGCAAGCGCCUGAACAACUUUGUACUGCCCACCAAACAUGCUCAGUUGAUGAGUUUGGUCUUAAUCGUGUCUCGUCUUUUUGCAUCACUGGUGGAAGACAUGCAUUUGGAGGCAGUCUAAAGGGCGAUAGUAAUAUCGAGGAGAAUACAAUGGAUUUGUCCUUGGUGGAAGUUAUGCCAGAAGCUGCAGAUUUGUUUGCUUGUUUACUACACCCUGAUCCUUACCUGAGCAGGCCAAAGGCAUUGGAGCAUGUCUAUUUAGAGGAUGAAGGCAGGCUUGGUAAUUGUCGGAGCGAUGAUGAGGGCAAUCCUAAUUUGAAGGCACUGCCCAAGAGGAAGAAAAAAGGCAAGUCUAGAAAGAUAAAUCAAAGUCUUGACAACAAGGAUCAGCAUGGUUCUUUAGAGAACGAUGACAGUAUUUGUGAUAGUAGGGGCUAUGAUGAGGGUGAUCCUGGUUUGAAGAUGCCUUCCCGGAUGAGGAAAACACACGAGUCAAUAGAGAGUGAUGGAAGUCUUGACAAAAGGGACAAGGAUGUCUCUUCAGAGAUCGAUGGCAAGCUUGGUACUAAUAGGAUCAAUGCUGAGGGUCAGUCUAAAAUGAAAGCGCCUUGCUGGAUAGAGAAAACACACAAGUCAGGAAAGAGAAAUGAAAAUCUUGACAAAAAGGACAAGCAUGUCUCUUCAGAGAACGAAGACAGGCUUGGUAACAGUAAUAGUGGUGAUGAAGGUGAUUUUAAUUCGAAAACACUUUCCAAGAGGAAGAAAAGACGCAAGUCUGGAAAGAGUAAUGGAGGUCUUGACAGAAAGGAUCAUCAUGCAUUUUCAGAGAAUGAAGGCAGGCUUGGUAAUAGUGUGGGCAAUGAUGAUGCGGGGAUGAACCUAAAGAAACCUGUUGGUGGUGUCACUCCUGGGUGUCAGAUCGGUAAACUCUUUGUAUCAAAUACAGAAAUCGCUAAAGGAAGUAAGGGCACCAUCAUCCUCGAGGGCUUCUAUGAAGGUCGACCUGUCGCAGUGAAGCGCAUUGUCCGGGCUCAUCACUAUGUUGCUUCACAAGAAAUAAAGUCUCUGACAGCAUCUGACCAAGACCCAAAUAUUGUUCGAUUGUAUGGAGAAGAGAAUGAUCAGGAUUUCGUGUAUCUUGCCCUGGAGCGUUGUGCUUGCAGCUUAGAUGACUUAAUACUAGCACAUUCAAAUUCUUCAGAAAAAUCUGUUUUCCCUGAUGACCCAGCAUCAAAUGCUAUCAUUGAGUACAAAAUGCGAUUGGAUUCAGUUAAGGGGACGAUGCAGGAUGUUAACUUGUGGAGGGAAGAUGGCCAUCCCUCACCUUUGCUACUCAAACUGAUGAGGGAUGUGGUCUCAGGGCUUGUCCAUUUGCAUUGCUUAGGAAUAAUUCAUCAAGGCUUAAAGCCUCGAAGUGUGUUGAUUACUGAGGAAUUAUGUGCGAAGUUAUCUGAUAUGGGCAGUAGUAAACUCCUCUCUGGGGAUACGUCUCCCUCAGGAUAUCAUGUCACCGAUUUUGGCAGCCCGGGAUUGCAAGCGCUUGAACAACUUUGUCCUGUGCACCAAACAUACUCAGACGAUGUGUUUGGUCUUGGUUGCAUCUUGUUCUUUUGCGUCACUGGCGGAAGAUAUCCAUUUGGAGUCGGUGUAAAGGGCGAUAGUAUUAUCAAAGAGUACCCGAUUGACUUGUCCCCAGUGGAAUUUUUGCCAGAAGCUGCAGAUUUGUUCACUCGUUUACUAAACCCCAAUCCCAACCUGAGGCCAAAGGCAUUGGAGGUGCUUGGCCAUCCACUCUUUUGGAAUUCAAAGAUGAGACUGUCCUUUUUCCGAGAAGUCAGCGACUGGGUAGAAUCGAGAGCAAAGGGAACAAAAUCUGAUCUUCUGGAAAAACUGGAGAGCAUUGCUCAGCAUGUUUUCGACGAGGAAUGGCACGAAAAGAUAGAUUGUAAAGUCAUUGAGCACCAGUGUAAAUUCAGGGCCUACAAGUUUAAAAGAGUAAGAGACUUACUGCGAAUUGUGCGCAACACGUUUAGCCAUUACAGAGAACUUCCACCGAAAAUUCAGGAGAUAGUUGGAUCAUCUCCCGAGGAUUUGGACAGCUAUUACGCGAAACGAUUCCCCAGACUCUUGAUUGAAACGUACAGAUUCGUCUCCAUGUGCUGCGAAGAUGAGGAACGCUCUCUCUUUCCGGAGUACUUCAACUGGUGAUCACAAUGGUUUAUCAGCAGCGAACUUCGCAAUAAUCUGGGUCGAUGACCGCAAUUUGCAGGAUGGUUGAUUUCGGCAUCGUGUGUAUUAAGACGAAACAUAUACAUUUAGGAAACCUGUAUGUGCAUGUUUAUAUGAUGUAUAUGGUUUGUGGUAAAUUGCUAUCUAGAGGUGAUUGAUUCAUGCCUGUAUAUGCCUAAAAGAGAAGGCAGAAUUUUCAGAAUAUGUUUUUUUAUGAGCCGUUCAUAAAAUGUUGACCUACUACUA